This is a messenger RNA of Mus pahari (shrew mouse), 1733 nucleotides long. Its product is annotated as uricase. Gene Ontology annotation, cellular component: peroxisome. Bases 64 to 975 code for a protein of 303 amino acids. Lineage: Eukaryota; Metazoa; Chordata; Mammalia; Rodentia; Muridae. The record is from RefSeq and is a predicted model, not a curated record. Gene Ontology annotation, molecular function: urate oxidase activity. Gene Ontology annotation, biological process: purine nucleobase catabolic process; urate catabolic process. The transcript is spliced from 8 exons.
UUCAUUUCACACCAUUCUCUCUCAUUCUUGAAACCGAACCUGAAGUUAAAGACUAAGGGAAAAAUGGCCCAUUACCAUGGCGACUAUGGAAAGAAUGACGAAGUGGAAUUUGUCCGAACUGGCUAUGGGAAGGACAUGGUCAAAGUUCUCCAUAUUCAGAGAGAUGGAAAAUACCACAGCAUCAAAGAGGUGGCGACGUCGGUGCAGUUGACUCUGAGAUCCAAAAAGGAUUACCUACAUGGUGAUAAUUCCGACAUCAUCCCUACAGACACCAUCAAGAACACUGUGCACGUCCUGGCGAAGCUCAGAGGGAUCAGAAACAUCGAGACCUUUGCUAUGAACAUCUGUGAGCACUUCCUCUCUUCUUUUAACCAUGUCACCCGAGCCCAUGUCUACGUGGAAGAAGUCCCCUGGAAGCGAUUUGAAAAGAAUGGAGUGAAGCACGUCCAUGCAUUCAUCCACACUCCGACAGGAACGCACUUCUGUGAGGUGGAGCAGAUGAGAAAUGAACCUCCCGUCAUUCACUCUGGAAUCAAAGACCUCAAGGUCUUGAAAACAACCCAGUCUGGAUUUGAAGGGUUCAUCAAGGACCAGUUCACUACUCUCCCUGAGGUGAAGGACCGAUGCUUUGCCACUCAAGUGUACUGCAAAUGGCGCUACCAGAGACGGGAUGUGGACUUCGAGGCUAUCUGGGGCGCUGUCCGGGACAUUGUCCUGCAGAAAUUCGCUGGGCCCUAUGACAAAGGCGAAUACUCACCUUCCGUGCAGAAGACCCUCUAUGACAUACAAGUGCUGUGCCUGAACCAGCUUCCUGAGAUCGAAGACAUGGAAAUCAGUCUUCCGAACAUUCACUACUUUAACAUUGACAUGUCCAAAAUGGGGCUGAUCAACAAGGAAGAGGUUUUGCUGCCUCUCGACAAUCCCUACGGCAAAAUAACAGGGACGGUCAAGAGGAAGCUGCCUUCAAGGCUGUGAUGUUAUGGCUCCAGCCAGUUGUGAUGCUGGGAUUACUGUGUACUUGCCUGCAAAAAUUUCAACUCAGGAUAUUGAUUACUUUGUUGUUGCUGUUGUUGCUGUUGUUGUUCCUAGUUCAACAAGGAACUUGUAGUUGUGUAUGUGAAGUCCCAGUUUAGCAAGCCCAACCUGCUACAUGGCCGUGGGCAGUUUCCUUAAAAAUUACUGGGCAGUGUUAGGAGAAUCACAGUGAUAGUUCUCCUUGCUUUUCUUGUGUUCUCUGCCUUAGAAUCUGUCUUUAGAAUCCAAUCGUCAUAAAGACAUAAUCAUAAAGUACUGGCUGCUGCCACACUGAUUAAUGGGAACACAAGAAGCAAAGGCUGUCAUCAUCCCAGGGAUACGUCUGGAUCUAACUGAAAACAGAAUAAAACCCUAUGAAAUAAAAGUCAUCACAAUGUUUUUAAAAACUCUGGCAGUCUGACUAGCACUCACCACGGAGGAAGGCGGGUGGGCACGAAAUCCAACCCUAGCUCAGGAGUUACUGGUGUUUGGUUGAGGCUGGAAGAGGGGGUGUGACACCUGGUAUGUCAAUCAGACUGAAGGGCACCAGGUUGCCUGCCUAGAAGUGGUCAGAUAAACCCAAACUGGCCUCAGCGGGAGAGAAAGAAUAUGAAGUGAGGAAGACUUGGAAUGAGCUGGGAUGGGAGGUGAAUAUUAUCAAAAUGUAUUGUAUAAAAUUCUCAAAUAAUUAAUAAAAACAUAAUUUUAAAUGUUUAAAA